AAAAAAAAAUACAGAGAAAUUGAAGGAUCCCAUUUCCCAACUACUACUCUCGUAGGUGCGCCAAGACUACAUUGGCGUUGAAAUCGUGUGCGCAAAUUCGUUGAGAGGUGUUUGUCUUGUUUCCAACCCAUUGCGUUGUCUUUUCCUUUCUCUUUAAUACAACAACAACAAAAAAAAACACCUCCACGUCCAAACGUGUGAACCAAAGACCCUCUUGCACUACUCAAACCUUCUCUCUUUCUCUCUCUCCAGAGAGAGAAAGAAAAAAAAUUCAUUACAAAGAAUUAUAGAAAGAAACAGAGAAAAUAAGAAACCGCAUUGCAGAAACUUUCGAUGAGAACGUCGUCGUUUCGGAGAUGCAGCACCGGCGAGUUUGAUUUGCCGGAAAAUUUUGAUGCCUCGUCGCCGGUGACCGGAGGACAUGCGUAUGGCGCCAUGCUGCCGGUGUUCCUCAACGACCUGAGGAGUAAUCAUCACAAGGAGCUUGUUGAGAUCACGCUGGAGCUCGAAAACGACGCCGUUGUGCUCUGCAACGUGGCGCCGGCGCCGUCUUCUGCUCCGAACGCUUCGCCGUCGUCGAGCACCGCCGGCGGUGACGGAAGCGGCGGAGGCGUGGCGCGGAGUCUUUCGAUUACGUCGAGGAUUCGGAGGAAGUUUCCGUGGCUGCGGUCGAUGUCGUCGGCGUCGGUGGAGAGUGCCGCCGCCAGCGUGGAGGAUCCGUUGGUGACGGCGCGAAACGCGCGGAAAAUGAGAGUGAAGCUUGAGCGGACGAGGUCGAGCGCGCAGGGAGCUUUGAAAGGUUUGAGAUUCAUCAGCAAGUCCGGCGAGGCCACGGAGGAGCUGUGUCGGAAGGUGGAAGAAAGGUUCAACGUGUUGGCCAAGGAUGGCUUACUCGCUCGUGAAGACUUUGGUGAAUGCAUAGGAAUGGAGGAUUCGAAGGAAUUUGCAGUGUGUAUAUUCGACGCAUUGGUUCGAAGGAAGGAAAGGAGAGUGAGCAGCAUAAACAGAGAAGAGUUGCAUGAGUUCUGGUUGCAAAUUUCAGAUCAGAGUUUUGAUGCUCGGCUUCAGAUUUUCUUUGACAUGGCAGACAGUAAUGAAGACGGAAGAAUUACUAGGGAAGAAGUACAAGAGCUCAUAAUGCUCAGUGCUUCCGCGAACAAGCUAUCGAAGCUAAAAGAACAAGCUGAAGGAUACGCCGCGUUAAUAAUGGAAGAAUUAGAUCCAGAAAAUCUGGGUUAUAUCGAGCUGUGGCAGCUAGAAAUGUUGUUACUAGAAAAGGAUAGGUACAUGAACUACAGCAGACAACUCAGCACCGCAAGUGUAAACUGGAGUCAAAAUAUGCCCGAUUUGAGGCCCAAAAAUGAGGUACAAAGAUUGUGCAGGACACUUCAAUGUCUUGCAUUAGAGUAUUGGAGAAGGGGCUGGAUUUUGUUACUAUGGUUGGUUACCACUGCUUGCCUAUUUGCCUGGAAAUUUUACCAGUAUAGAAACAGAUCAACUUUCCAAGUCAUGAGUUAUUGCAUACCAAUAGCUAAGGGUGCUGCAGAGACACUGAAGCUCAACAUGGCUCUCAUUCUCUUGCCAGUUUGUAGGAACACAUUGACAUGGCUUCGUUCCACAGGAGCCAGGAAAUUUGUCCCUUUUGAUGACAACAUUAAUUUCCACAAGAUCAUUGCAUUCGCCAUAGCCGUUGGAAUCGCCGUUCAUGCAGGCAAUCAUCUUGCAUGUGACUUCCCCCUCCUUGUGAACUCAUCUCCAGAAAAAUUUUCACUCAUAUCUUCAGAUUUCCAUAACAAAAGACCCACAUACAAAUCCCUUCUGACCGGAGUCGAAGGCGUAACCGGAAUCUCAAUGGUGGUUUUGAUGGCUAUCUCUUUCACUUUGGCCACUCACCACUUCCGGAGAAACGCAGUCAGGCUUCCUUCACCCUUUAACAGAUUGACAGGCUUCAAUGCGUUUUGGUACUCUCACCACCUCUUUGGUCUGGUCUAUGUUCUGCUUCUCGUCCAUGGAACGUUCUUGUAUUUGACCCAUCGGUGGUACCAGAAAACAACAUGGAUGUAUAUUUCUGUUCCACUGUUGCUGUACAUAGCGGAGCGUACUCUACGCACUCGUAGAUCAGCACAUUAUACAGUAAAAAUUCUGAAGGUGUCAGGACUACCAGGAAAUGUGUUCAGCUUACUCAUGUCCAAGCCUAAUGGAUUUAAGUACAAAAGUGGACAAUACAUAUUUUUACAAUGCCCAAAAGUCUCUCCCUUUGAAUGGCACCCAUUCUCCAUUACCUCUGCCCCAGGAGAUGAGUACCUAAGUGUUCACAUUCGCACAGUGGGAGACUGGACCCAAGAACUUAAGCAUCUUCUCACUAAAGAAGAUGACAAAUUACCUUCAGUUAAUUGUCAGGCAACGUUUGGUGAACUGAUGCAACUGGAUCAAAGAGGACAGCCGAGACUACUUGUUGAUGGCCCUUAUGGAGCUCCAGCACAAGACUACCAGAAUUUUGAUGUACUACUCCUCAUAGGAUUAGGAAUUGGAGCAACUCCUUUCAUCAGCAUUCUCAGAGAUCUUCUCAAUAACACCAGAGCAAUGGAUGAACUAGUGGUGCAGGAGUCAAACACAGAAACAAGUCAAACAACCAGAUCAGACGAGAGCUCCAAUAGCUUUACAUCUUCAAAUGUAACUCCAGGAGGAAAUAAGAGAUCACGAAGGACUACAAAUGCUUAUUUCUACUGGGUCACUAGGGAACCUGGAUCUUUUGAAUGGUUUAAAGGAGUAAUGGAUGAAGUUGCAGAAAUGGACCACAAAGGUCAAAUUGAGCUUCAUAACUAUCUUACAAGCGUUUAUGAAGAGGGGGAUGCGAGAUCAACCUUAAUCACCAUGAUCCAAGCACUGAACCAUGCCAAACAUGGCGUUGACAUCCUAUCAGGAACUCGAGUAAGGACACACUUUGCUAGGCCUAAUUGGAAAGAAGUUUUCACCAAGAUUGCCGCUAAACAUCCGUUUGCUACAGUAGGGGUGUUCUAUUGCGGGAUGCCAGUAUUGGCAAAGGAGCUAAAGAAGCUAUCACUGGAGCUGAGCCACAAGACAACUACACGCUUCGAGUUUCACAAGGAGUACUUUUGAUAUAGGGAAAUGAAAUCUAAACAGCUUUUGCUUAUUAUUCUUUUGUAUUUACUACAAAUUAGACGAUUCAAAAGGGAAAUUAAGAAAUGUGGAGGCCUUGGUAGGAAGGAAGCAAGGUAACAUGUAAUUAUAGUAUUUGAUAUACAAAUACAGUACAGCAAAAAAAAAAAAUCCAAUAACAGAUGAAAGUAUACAUCCAUUUCAAUGUCAGGCAAACACCAUUUACGCAAGUUUUA
Molecule: messenger RNA, 3356 nt
Organism: Glycine soja
Lineage: Eukaryota; Viridiplantae; Streptophyta; Magnoliopsida; Fabales; Fabaceae
Product: respiratory burst oxidase homolog protein E-like
Exons: 14
Coding region: 334-3120 (928 amino acids)
Cellular component (GO): plasma membrane
Molecular function (GO): peroxidase activity; NAD(P)H oxidase H2O2-forming activity; calcium ion binding
Source: RefSeq, a predicted model, not a curated record